This is a messenger RNA of Elaeis guineensis (African oil palm), 1596 nucleotides long. RefSeq lists its product as uncharacterized. NCBI's taxonomy places the organism in Eukaryota, Viridiplantae, Streptophyta, Magnoliopsida, Arecales, Arecaceae. The record is from RefSeq and is a predicted model, not a curated record.
UCUUCCAGAUGCUUGGGUUUAGGGCUUUGAGCGUCCUCUAUGUGGCGUGGAGCGAGAUUCGCGUGGAGGAGCUCCCCUGUCCGCCGGCUGUCUUCCAACGUCCGCCGGCUCCCAGAGGACGAGGGCGACUGGUCCUACUACUCUGAGUGGUGGGGGACGGCCUCCGAUGGCCGGACCGUGUUCCAAUCGACGUCUGACCACGGAAAUGGCGUCGUCUCCGUCGUCGCCUACCCUUGUUCAAGACCGGCUCCAGCGCAAUGGCCAACAACGGAGAGAUGGCUUGGUCAAAGGUAUGCAAAGAUUCAUCCAGAAUUUGAGCAUGAUGAAGAGUUUAGGAUACUUGGUUAUGAAUGGCGUGUGCUUCGCUUUAAUGGCAACACUCGCCAAAGCACUGCUAAAACUAUGGUCGCUUACAGAAAAUCAGACCCUUCAUCAUUAUAUUUAAUGCAGCAGCCUCAUUGUCUGGCUGUUCCAUAUUUAAAAAGUAUGGUAUCAGCCGGCUUGAUGACAUUGACUUCUUCCUCUUAUGACCUCCUGGAGGCAAAGAGAACCAUGAAUAUUCUGUGUAUCGGUCAUGGUGGUGGUAGUCUACCUUUAUUCUUGGCCAGUAAAAUUAAAGGUGCUGUGGUCCACAUUGUGGACAUUGAUCCAGUUGUCAUCUCAGCCUCAAUUCAGACAAUGGGUUUCCCUGCUUCUUCUGUCAAAACAUCAGAUCAGAUUUUGGUCUCACAGCCUGCCCAUGCUGACAGUUUACUGUGGGAUGGCAUCCAUGACCGGCUACUGCUCUACCGAUCGGAUGCUGAGGAUUUUGUAGUCGACAACCCUUACAUAUAUGAUUUAGUCUUUAUCGAUGCAUAUGAUGGCGAUGAUAUUUUCCCUCAUAAGUUUUGGGAUCCACAGGGCCCUUUUCUUAAAUCUCUUGAAAGUAGGCUUCAUCCUGUCCAUGGGACUGUUGUGGUCAAUCUGCACUCAGAUUCAGAAGCCUUCACUACUGAGACGAAUGAUUACUCUCUUUUCCAAUGCAUUCUGCCCAUGGGCAGAUAUGUCUCACAAGUUUGCAGGGCUUACAAGGAGCAUCUGGGUCUGGCGUUUUGCGUCUCCGUUCCGUGGCUUUGCAACACCACUCUUGUUGCAUGCAGGGGUAGAGGGUUGUGCGGUGGUGAGGGAUUAUUUGUUAAUAGGGAUACGGUUCUAAAUACCCUCAUUUCUAAAUCUCAUUUGGUGGAAACUGUGCUUGACUUGCCAUUUCCUUGCCUGCAAUAUGUCAAAAGAGGGUUUAUGUUGGUUGAUUGAUCUGCUUGGAGACAAGGUGGUCGUCGUCGUCGGCUUCUUUUUUUUUUUUUAAAUUUGUUCUUACGUUACCAAAAGUUCAUUUAGAUUUUUGACUAAAUAAUAAUGCAUUUUCCGGUGCUCCAAAGCCCAAUCAGCAUGGACGCAAAUUCGGCAUUUAGAUGUUAUCAAAUAUUUUAAAUUCAGGAAAAAGUGUCGGAAAAUUUACUGACAACAGCAUACUUAAUUAUUAAAGUGUUAAAAUUUGUAUUCUCCUCCAAAAGAGGAAGCUAUAUAAGCAAUAAAUAAUUGAUGAAUAAAUAUAAG